Messenger RNA from Passer montanus (Eurasian tree sparrow), 1992 nucleotides. It is a transcript of the gene DYNC2LI1, whose product is annotated as dynein cytoplasmic 2 light intermediate chain 1. The coding region runs from base 512 to 1462 and encodes 316 amino acids. The transcript has 13 exons. NCBI's taxonomy places the organism in Eukaryota, Metazoa, Chordata, Aves, Passeriformes, Passeridae. Gene Ontology annotation, cellular component: cytoplasmic dynein complex; ciliary basal body; axoneme. The record is from RefSeq and is a predicted model, not a curated record. Gene Ontology annotation, molecular function: dynein heavy chain binding. Gene Ontology annotation, biological process: intraciliary transport involved in cilium assembly; intraciliary retrograde transport.
ACAGCCUGGAAGAGGGAGGGAAGGAGGGAGGGAAGGAGUGCUUUUUACGGGCCGUUCCGGCCUCUAACCCUAAAGCGCGCGGGGCCGAGGGCAGGUGGGGCACGCUUGGCCCUAGUCCGGUUGCUUCUGUAAGGGAGCCCACACAAACGGGCUCUGCAGGUGAGCACGGGGAGCCCUCCCGGCACACCGAGCGCCGCUCCGGAGCUCUCCCGAGCCCUCCGAGCCGUGCCCGGCUCCGGAGGCUGCCGCGGGCUCCCGCGGAAAGCCUGGCACGCCGCACGCCUUCAGAGGAGCCCCGCACCGCUGGGGGCUGCCCGGGAACGGGCGGAGUGACCGUCCCUGGAGGUGCUUCAGGGAAAGCCUGGACGUGGCACUGUCACCGCUGGACUUGGUGGUGUCCCGUCACAGUGAUACUUUAUGGGAUCUUGCUAUAGCUGAAGUGGAGAAGAGAGAAAAUCCUGAUGAUGAUGAUGUCAAGCCAGGGGAAGUUUGGGAAAAAUCAAUAUUAUUUAUGGGAAACAAAAACGGGGGAAAGACCACUAUCAUACUGAGAUGCCUUGAGAGGGAAGAGUCUCCAAAGCCAACAUUAGCUUUGGAAUAUACUUUUGGAAGAAGAGCAAGGAGACACAAUACACCUAAAGAUGUAGCUCAUUUUUGGGAAUUAGGUGGUGGAACCUCAUUAGUGGAACUCAUUCGAAUACCAAUCACUAGCCACAACAUAAGGUCAUUUGCUGUGGUUCUGGUACUGGAUCUCUCCAAACCUAAUGAGCUCUGGACUACUAUGGAAAGUCUUCUGCAGGUCACCAGAAGCCACGUGAACAAAAUUUUAACCAAACUAGAAAAGACAAACCCUGAAGUAGCUGCUGAAAUUAAACAGAGAAUGUGGAACAAUCUGCAGAGGGAUCACCCUGACAGUGCAUUAGUUGACCCUUUUCCAAUACCCUUGGUGAUAAUUGGAAGCAAAUACGAUAUUUUUAAUGAGUUUGACUCUGAAAUGAGGAAAAUAAUAAGCAAGACACUUCGAUUUGUUUCACAUUAUUAUGGAGCGUCAUUAGUGUUUACCAGUAAAUCUGAGGCUCUCCUGCUGAAAGCCCGUGCUCUUAUUAAUCACUUGGCAUUUGGCUAUGAUAAAAGCAAGUCUGUAUCAGUGGAUCCCAGCAAACCUCUCUUUAUACCAGCAGGCCUGGAUUCCAUGAGCCAAAUAGGACCACCACCUGCCUCUGACAGUGAUCUUGGAAAGAUGCGUGCCAACACACCUUUGGAACUAUGGAAAAAAGUAUUUGAGAAAACAUUUCCUCCCAAGAGUUCCUGUGAUUUACAAGAUACCAAGGACCCUGCACAGGAUAGUCAAUAUGCUGAGUAUGAAGUUGAUGCCAUGAGAGCUCAGAAAAACCAGGAACUUGAACAAUACAAAAGAAAUGCCUCUAAAUCUUGGAAAGAAAUGGAUUUUGAUUCUGAUUGAUGAACUGCUCUGUCUUCAGUUUAACACCAUUUACAAAAUUAUUUUUAUCAUUUUUACAUUACGUUAGAAAUUUGAUCUGAUGCAGUUGAAAAUAUAUAAUACCAAACUACAACGUUGGUAUUUAUUAAGCAUCCCUGCUGUUAUUUUCCGGAAAAGGAGCUGUUUAUUCACUCAGUCCAAAUUUGUUUAUCUUGGCACUAGCAAAGAGUUUUAAAAAGUGGGGUGAAAGGAGUUCUUGAUUGCUCUCAGAUGGGUCUGUAUAUGAAGACUGGCAUUACUCAAUUCUAUCUAUUUUGUAAGUUAUAACACAUUAUUUGAUUUACUUUUGAGUACUUCUACCCUAAACAUAUAUUUAAAUAUAAACAAGUUUUCACACCCAAAAUACGAAAUUGUGUGGUGUGCUAGGCAUCUUUUUGUAGUUCAAAACCAAAGCUUAAGAGAUACUUGUAUAAUUGUUUGAUGUGUUUGAAUAAAUAAAAAACCCUAAAACUGGUAGAAUAAAGUGGAGUUAAAACCUUCUUUGACCUGAA